Messenger RNA from Penicillium subrubescens, 963 nucleotides. RefSeq lists its product as uncharacterized. Lineage: Eukaryota; Fungi; Ascomycota; Eurotiomycetes; Eurotiales; Aspergillaceae. Gene Ontology annotation, molecular function: protein dimerization activity. The coding region runs from base 1 to 963 and encodes 320 amino acids. The record is from RefSeq and is a predicted model, not a curated record. The transcript is spliced from 2 exons.
AUGAUCGCCACAUCCUAUCGACGUGAUCCAACCAUGGCAUUCAAUCGCACCGCCUUAUCCAAUCUCUCCCUUGAAGACGAGAGAUACCUCAACCAACAAUUAAGUCCACAGUCGCGUCCCAUGGAGCUCUUCCCCACGACCAAAGCUUCCGACCCUCUGCCCGGCAAUUGGUCCUACGACAGCGCCAUUGACCUGUUCUCCUUGAACCCCGCCGAAAUGGACCCCGUUUCAUUCGACUUUGCAGAUAGCUUGACCAAUGCCGACUCGAAAGAUCUUUUCAUGGAUUCAUUCGGUACACCAACUGCUAUCAGCGGAUUCAGCAUGCCCACAGCCGAAGAUACCGUCUCGCUCUCUUCAGACCUCGACAGCGACGACCAAUCCUGGUCAAUGAGUGCCCGCCCCUCAAUCGACAUGACCUCCCCAACAUCCACAAAACCAACCACCCGCGCCUCCAUCACCAGCACAUCACCGACAACGUCAACAUCAUCAACCCGCUGGUCCUCAAGCCCCGAAAUAAAACCCCAACAAUACAACCCUCCACAAACCCGCACCGACAAACGCCGCAAAACCCGCAGUCUCUCCGACGAAUCCAACACCUCUUCCUCCUCUGCCCAACAACCCCCAUCAACAUCAGCAUCAAUCGCACAAGACCCCCAAGGCCGCAAUGCCGCCAAACGCGCCGCCCACAACAUCAUCGAAAAGCGCUACCGCACAAACAUGAACGCCAAGUUCCUCGCCCUGGAAAAAGCCAUUUCGCCCGCUGGCGUGCAGAAAUCUUCGCGUGCGGCAGGCGUCGGAGCGGGAGCGGGGUCAUUGAAGAAAUCGGAGAUUUUGAGUAAUGCGUUGGCGUAUAUUGAGCGGAUUCAGCAGGAGAAUAUGGCUGUGCAGAAGGAGUUGGCGAUGUUUAAGCAGGGGAUUGUUCCUGGUGGGAUGUGGAGGGGUUCGAAGCAUGGUCGGUCGUGA